AUGCCACCCAAAACUAGCGGUAAAGCAGCUAAAAAGGCCGGUAAGGCUCAAAAAAAUAUUUCCAAGUCUGAUAAGAAAAAGAAACGCAGGAGGAGACGGAAAGCUACGCAUUUACAUCUACAAAGUGCUGAAGCAGGUAUCCAGAUACCGGUAUUUCCAGCAAAGCGAUGA
Molecule: messenger RNA, 171 nt
Organism: Acanthoscelides obtectus
Lineage: Eukaryota; Metazoa; Arthropoda; Insecta; Coleoptera; Chrysomelidae
Source: the annotation of a GenBank genome assembly